AUGCGUUUCGUCCCGGCGGCGCGAUUGGCUCGAACGACUUUGUUCGGUCGUUUCGAGACGUUUCGAGUGAUUUCGAGAGGUUCGAGCGCGCGGGUGAUGAGCGGUGAGGACGCGGGUCCGUCCGAGAGCGCUGUGUCGACGUGUGACGAGAGAUUUCACCCUCGUGUUCGAUGGGCGCUGAAAAAAUUGGGAUUCGCGACGCUGACGGAGAUACAGGCGGACGCAAUACCGGCGGCGAUGGACGGAGUGGACGUCGUCAUUGCGGCGGAGACGGGAAGCGGGAAGACGCUGAGCUAUUUGGUACCUAUCUGGGAUAACCUCUUGCGAGUUUCCGAUCGCGGCGAGGGCGCGGACGAGGAAAACGGCGGUCGACGCACGGGAGCACUGAUUUUGUGUCCGAACGCGACUUUGUGCGAACAAGUCACUCGCGUUGCAGAUUCGCUCGUAGAUGAGAGCACGGGCGAGCCGCUUUUACGAACGCAUGCGUUAACACCAGAGACGGGGACGCCGUUCAACCCCCCGGACGUGUACGUGACCACGCCGGCGCGCGCGGUGGAGGAUUUGUUACACCACAGAGAAGGCGCGUGGAGACGCGGAUCGUUUGCCUCGACGGCGCGCACAGUUCGACACGUCGUCUUCGAUGAAGCUGACAUGUUAUUCUCCGGUGGAUACUUGAAACCCCUACGAAUGUGUUUCGACGUGCUCUAUCGCGAGGAGAAGCUCGCGAGUGAGGGAUUUUUCGUCGACGCACCUACCGAAGUCGAGUGGGAUGGCGACGCCGAGCGAGACGAGGCGUCCUUUGAACGCGAUUGGCGAAAGGACCACGACGCUCCGCGCGCGAGUCAGGGUCGUCGCACACCCGGACCCGCACUCGGGGGUAAGGGGCGCGUUGGUCUGGGCGAAGGGAGAGACUUCAGGCGUCAGUACAUUUUUGCCGCGGCGACAGUUAUGAGCAACGGCAAAAAGACGCCCGGCGCCAUGAUUAAAUACGGGUUCCCAGACGCGCGAUGGAUCGAGGGUCGGCGUUUGCAUCGCUCUGUCGCGAGCGUGAAUCAAACUUGGAUCGAGGCGACGAUGGAGACGCGCGCUCAAGCGCUCGCCGAAGCGGUCGGUCUCACGUCGAGCGAGAAGACGGAGUUUGAGAAGACGAUGGUCUUCGUCAACACCGCCGCGGCGGCAGAUGAGAUCGCUCGCGAAUUCAACGCACUCGGUCUCCCGUCCGCCGCGUUCCACGCCGAUAUGUCUAGUCACGAUCGCGGCGUCCGUUUACAAGACUUCGCCGCCGGCGUCGUCUCCGCUUUGGUGUGCACCGACAGCGCCGCGAGAGGCGUCGAUGUCCCGGGUGUCGCCCACGUCGUUCAGGCUGAGUUCGCCGGCAACGCCGUGGAUUACCUCCACCGCAUCGGUCGCACCGCUCGUGCGGGUGCCGCUGGACGGGUCACCAACAUAUGUCUCCCUACGACGGCCGAUCUCGUUCGCGCCGUGCGCGACGCAGAGGCUAAAGGCGAACCCGUCGAAAGUGCUUUCAGCCGAAAACGAAGCUUUCGCAAAAAGUUCAAAAAGUACGGCGAGAGUCGACGCGGCGUCGCAGACCCGUCCAUGGCAAAGAAUAGAAAUCCUAGGCGCUAA
Molecule: messenger RNA, 1629 nt
Organism: Ostreococcus tauri
Lineage: Eukaryota; Viridiplantae; Chlorophyta; Mamiellophyceae; Mamiellales; Bathycoccaceae
Product: Helicase, C-terminal
Exons: 2
Coding region: 1-1629 (542 amino acids)
Molecular function (GO): ATP binding; RNA binding; RNA helicase activity
Source: RefSeq, a predicted model, not a curated record